CGCUGCGGGGCAGCCGCCGGCCCGCGCGGCGGGUGGCUGCGGCGGGGCACGAUGAACAGCUCCGACGAGGAGAAGCAGCUGGAGCGCCUCGCCAGCCUCAAGGACCAAGCUAUUGGUGAAUAUGAAGAGCUUAGAGCAGAAAAUAAGAAAACGAAAGAAGAGUGUGACAAAAUCAAGCAAGAACGAGAUGAGGCUGUCAAAAAACUGGAGGAGUUUCAGAAAAUUUCUCACAUGGUUAUUGAGGAAGUAAAUUGUAUUCAGAACCAUCUUGAAAUUGAGAAGACCUGCCGUGAAAGUGCUGAGGCUUUGGCUUCUAAGCUGAACAAAGAAAAUAAGACCUUGAAAAGAAUUAGUAUGAUUUAUAUGGCAAAACUGGGCCCAGAAAUUAUCACUGAAGAGAUUAACAUUGAUGAAGAUGAAUCAUCCACAGAUGCGGAAACUAGCUCUGGGUCAUGCAAUUCUGUGCAUUGUCAGCAGCAAAUAAAAGAACUGCGAGAUCAAGUCGUGUCUGUUCAUGAGGAAAAGAAGACCUUAGCCAUUGAACUGGAAAACCUGAGGUGCAAACUUGUAGAAGUAAUUGAAGAAGUGAAUAAAUUGAAAGAAGAAAAGGCUGUUUUGACAACGGAAGUCGAUAAGCAACAAAAACUUUUGGAGAAAUGUAAUAGAGUGUCUGUGAUGGCAGUAGAGGAAUAUGAAGAGCUCCGUGUAAACUUUGAACUGGAAAAGAACCUGCGGAAGAAAGCAGAGUCAUUUGCACAAGAGAUGUUUAUUGAACAGAACAAGAUGAAAAGGCAGAGUCAGUUGCUUCUGCAAAAUUCUGCUCCUGAUCAACAGCUUUUGAAGGCUUUGGAUGACAAUGCUAAGCUAACCCAGGCAUUAGAAGAAGAGAGGCUUCAACACCAGCAAAAGAUCAAAGAAUUGGAAGAGCAGCUAGAGAAUCAAGCACUGCAUAAGGAGAUUAGUCGUCUUAAACAGCAACUAGAACUUUUGGAAGAAGAUAAAAAGGAACUAGAGCUUAAAUGUCAGCACUCCGAAGAAAAAGCUAGAGACCUAAAGCAUUCAGUUGAUGAACUUCAAAAACGAGUACAGCAGUCUGAAAAUCCUGCACCACCUCCUCCUCCACCGCCCCCUCCUCCCCUCCCUCCGCCCCCUCCCAACCCUAUACGGUCUCUCAUGUCAAUGAUUCGCAAGAGAUCUCACUCCAACACCAAUGUGAGCAAGAAGGAGAAACCUCCUCAGCAGGAGUCAGGUGAAGAAGUUACGGAUCUGAAGAGACAAGCUGUUGAAGAAAUGAUGGACAGAAUUAAAAAGGGAGUUCACCUGAGACCAGUCAACCAGUCAAGCAGGCCUAAAACAAAGCCAGAAACACCAAAGCCCUCUGAAAGUGCAAUGAAGGAAUUAAAGGGGAUUCUGGAAACACUGAAUAAAUCCACUAGUUCCCGAAGCUUGAAGUCCCUUGAGACAGAGAGCGGUGAAACGGAGCUGGAGCGAGUCCUGCGCCGCCGCAAGGUGACCACUGACCAGGACAGUGGCAGUCCCACUGGAAUCUUGGCCACAUCAGAAUCAAAAUCUUUGCCUGUGCUAGGUUCAGGAGCCAGUGCUGCACAGACAGCGUUGAACAAGAAAGAUGUGGAGACAGAAUUCGCUUCCAAAGUACCCAACUCAGGACCUGUCUCUAACCAGCCUCAGGCUGCAACGGGCUCCAGGCCUACUUUGCAAUCAACUAGUCAUACAGAAUUUACAAGAAAAGCUUCUAGCAGUGAAAAAGACACCAAAUCCGUUGUAGUUUUAGAUCCUGUGUCCACCAGCGGGGAUCAGAUGUCUGAAAACACGCUGAACCAGAAUGAAGUUAAGGAAGAAAAAAGCAAGCCAACACAUAAAGAAAAUAAUGUUGAGAAAACAAAAGAAACAGAUAGUUCUAACUGUUAAUUGUUAUUCUGAAAGGCUGUUACUUUUGGGAAUCAUUAUCUGGACAUGUGAAUUGCUUAGGUGUGUUACUCGGGGCUACAGCCUGUACUCCAGACAGUUUUCAAUAAUACAGAUUGAAAUGGUCUUUUUGUAUGCAGUUUUGUUACAUGCACUGAAGUGUUAAAUAACUGUGUGUCACUCAAAAUCCCUUUCCCAUUUUAAUUUUGCAGGGAAAGUUAUUAAUUUCCUAGAUAGUGUCAGUUACCUUUACUUUUAAACUGUAUUUGAAAAGGCUUUUUAAAUUCUUCUUUUAUUGAGAAGAUGCCUUGUUAAAGGUUGCCAGAAGCCCCUUGCAUCCCUCUUGAACUGGACAGCUUUGGGUUAGACCCUGUGAAGGUGAUUACACCCUCAUCAGCUUCAUUAUGGGGGGUGUUACUAAUUAUUAGAAAAAACAAACCAAUGUGUUUAGACACAUUGCUUUAAAAAUAUUUGAUAUCUACUUAAACCAAGAUCCUGCUGGUCUCCUCCACACAUUCCUUUGAGGAAGCGAAAAGCACAAGCACAACCCUCCUGUUUCAGGUUGCCCAGAAACCAAAAAGCAGAGGCAGUGCAGCAUCUCAUUGUGGGACCAAGACUUUUGGCAACAAUAGCCAGAGUCAGAGGUUUGUGGGCUGAGACUGGUGCUCUCGUUUGGAUUAAAAGCUUUGCAAAGGAGGACUUCUUCCUGCUUUUUGUUUCAAUGUUAUAUGGCAAAUUUUGGAACUGCUGCAACUGGAGUCUGUAUUUGCUGCAAAAAAAUAACUUGCCCUAGGCUAUGGCUGGCACGGGCUACAUUUGGGAUUCAGUUGUAGUAUUUGGAAUCAACAUUUUGAGAACUCUCAGUUGAAAGCUCACAGUGCUAACAAAUUAGCCCCUGCUUUGAACCUGGCACACACUGAUGGCAAUAAUUUAUUAGGUGACACUCAAGAUAUCUGUAUUUGAUAACAGAAAUCCCAGUUUCCCUCAGCCCUUAUUUCCUAUGAAGACAGUGAGAUAGGAACAUGAUUGAUUUGCUCCACUGCCAGUUCACAUUCCACUGUAGUCUCUUUUUAAAUUCAACACAGUAUCUCAUUCUUUUAUAAUGAAUGAACAAAUGUAAUCAGGGAUUUAUCUAAAGAUUGGUGUAACUGGAAUUGGGUGGUCACGUACUUGAAUGCACUUGGAUUCUUUUUUUAUUUAAUUAUUUGAAACAGUGAUAGUAUUGAAGGAUGAAUGUUCUGAGUUUGUUGGUUUGGCUCUGCAUGCAACUGUCUGGUGCUUUUCCUAAAAAUAAAAUGACAGUAAUGAG
Molecule: messenger RNA, 3235 nt
Organism: Manacus vitellinus (golden-collared manakin)
Lineage: Eukaryota; Metazoa; Chordata; Aves; Passeriformes; Pipridae
Gene: SHTN1
Product: shootin 1
Source: RefSeq, a predicted model, not a curated record